Messenger RNA from Phaethon lepturus (White-tailed tropicbird), 1833 nucleotides. RefSeq names its product reticulon-1-like. The annotation marks the transcript as partial. The transcript is spliced from 3 exons. The record is from RefSeq and is a predicted model, not a curated record. Gene Ontology annotation, biological process: brain development; neuron differentiation; endoplasmic reticulum tubular network formation. Lineage: Eukaryota; Metazoa; Chordata; Aves; Phaethontiformes; Phaethontidae. Gene Ontology annotation, cellular component: neuron projection; postsynaptic density.
GGCCGGACUCCAGCGCGGCCGCAGCACCAUCCAGCCCCCGGUGGCCACCGCAGCUUUUUCGGUGGCUCCCGCUGCAGCCUGAGAGCCAGAGACCCACGGCCGCCUUUGCAGGCAGCAUGUCAGCCCCGCCGGACCCCCAGGACCUGCUGCUGGCGGGCACUGGGGGGCACUGGGCUGCGGACGGGGCGGACCAAUAUGCAGCUGGUGCUCCGCUGCGGGAUGGAGAUGGGGCUCAGCAGCGGGAACAGCUGGUUUUCGGCUCCGCCAGGGAACACCCGCCAGUUGCCAUGGCGACUGCAUCCCCAGGUGUCACAGCCUCAUCACACCUCUUUGACUAUGGCUCCACUGCCAAUGGGGGUGACAGCUCCUUCUACACCUCUCUGAUCUCGGAUGUCCACUACACUACCCCACGGGACUCCACCUAUUUCACUGGCAUUUAUCUUUUUUUGCAGGAAAACAGCCCCAUUCCCUGUUCAGGCAGCACAGAGGGGUUUAACACACUUGGGCAUCCUGUUCAAGAUGUGACUGCGUUUGAGUCCCGUGGCUUGUUUAGCUCAGAUUCGGGAAUAGAGAUGACUCCUGCAGAGUCUAUUGAAGUCGAUAAAACCUUAGCAGAUCCCAUGAAAGUAGAAGCUUAUAAAUACAUGGACAUAAGUAGAUCAGAAGAAAUAAAAUACCAAGAAGAACAUGACCUUGACUCAGAAGAUGAGAGCCCAGGACUUAUCAAUAAGUCCCAGGGAAUACCAACUAGGUCCAGCCACACGACUGAACCUCAGCAAACAGCUUUGGGGAGCAUGAAGGCAGCCAAAGAGCAAGACCUGCUUGAAGACACAAGGUCUGGAGAUCAGCACAGUGCCUCUGUGGUUACAGCCCCUAUCAAGAUCACGCUCACCGAGAUAGAAAGUACCGGGGAAGCUGCCAGCAAAGAGUCGAGCUCAACUCAGCCAGAGACUGGUCUGAAGCCGAGCCAUGAGGUGGUACCAACAGUGACGGUGUCGGAGCCAGAAGAUGACAGCCCAGGGUCCAUCACGCCACCAUCCUCUGGCACAGAACCAUCUGGGUCAGAGUCGCAGGGCAAAGGCAGCCUGUCAGAGGAUGAACUCAUCAGUGCCAUCAAGGAAGCAAAAAGCUUUUCCUUUGAGACCCCAGAGGUGCAGCAGUCACCGACCCUUUCUGCUGAGAAGAGAGACCAGCGGGUCAAACCUGGGCGCCCCACCGUCUCCUCACCCCUGGAUAAUGAAGCCAGCAGCGCGGAGUCAGGGGACUCAGAGAUUGAGCUGGUCUCAGAGGACCCACUGGCUGCCGAGGAGGCACUGCACUCCAACUACAUGACCUUCAGCCACAUCGGAGGGCCUCCUCCAUCACCGGCCUCUCCCUCCAUUCAGUACAGCAUCCUGCGGGAGGAGCGGGAGGCUGAGCUCGACAGCGAGCUCAUCAUCGAGUCCUGCGAUGCCUCGUCGGCCUCCGAAGAGAGCCCGAAGAGGGAACAGGACUCCCCUCUGAUGAAGCCCAUGGUCAUGGACAUUAUCAAGGAAGAGAACAGCUCACGCACUGAUGCCUCAGACUACGAAGCAAGUAAAACGACAGAGAGCAGGAUGAACAGGGAAAACCUGGCAGAGUCCGCAUCCUACCUGAAAUGCUCCUAUGUUGCACCGAAAAUAGGUGCUGAGCCCCCAACCUCUGCCGUCAGCACCGAGGAGCUGAAGGAAAGAAUAAUCCUGAAGAAACCCAUCGAAGAAACUGUUGUUAACCAAAGUAAAGUGUCUUCCAAGGACUCUGGCAAAAGAAGUCCCUUGGCUUCUCCUGUACUGCCGUUUUUAAAUAAGCAGAAAG